CUUUUGUUGAUAUGUUGUCAAUUCGGGUUAGUACGGCAAAAAUAAAAUAAUAAUUAAAUAAAUAUAAAAUAUGACAUAAAAAUGGAUAGUGAAGAUUUUAAAAACUUCCUUGGUAUAACAGCUUCAAUAUGCGCUAUUUUGCAGUUUCUAACUGGAAUCCUUGUUUGUCAAAAAGUUAUACAAAAUAAAAGUACGGGUGAUAAUUCUUCUUUUCCCUUUGUAAGUGGAUGCCUAUCCACUGCAUUAUGGUUAAGAUAUGGAUUUUUGAUUGAAGAUAAAUCAAUUAUCUUUGUAAAUGCGGUUGGAUCCUUAUUAUUUAUUGCCUAUGUGGUAGUUUUUUACUUAUACAGUAUUAAAACGGAAUAUAUUAUUCGCCAAAUAAUUACAUGUGGCUUGAUUUUACUAGCCACAUUAUUAUAUGUAAAAAAUGCAUCAAAUUUGGAAGAAGCCCAGAAUCAUUUGGGCUUAAUUUGCACAGGAGUUACUAUUUUGUUUUUUGCUGCACCAUUAUCGUCCCUUAUGCAUGUUAUAAGGGUAAAAAAUACAGAAAGUUUGCCAUAUCCCAUUAUUCUUGCUUCGUUUGUUGUCUGCAUCCAGUGGCUGUUAUAUGGAUACCUACUGGAGGAUAUGUUUAUACAGAUACCAAAUUUUCUUGGCGCCCUGCUCUCAGGAUUUCAACUAGGACUUUUCUAUGUAUACCCAACAAACAAUAAGUCAAAACUUUAUUCAAGUGAUAUAAUAUAAUUACCUACUGUUAAAAUAUUUUAACAUGUAAAAUUUGAAAUGUAUGCAAAAUAUCUGAAUCCCUAUAUUUAUAAGUAAUAGAAAUUUAAAUGUAUAUAUUUGCAUUUUCAAAUUUUACAUAUACUUGAAGGUAUUAAUUAAUG
Molecule: messenger RNA, 887 nt
Organism: Brassicogethes aeneus
Lineage: Eukaryota; Metazoa; Arthropoda; Insecta; Coleoptera; Nitidulidae
Source: the annotation of a GenBank genome assembly